AUGUACCAUUUCUAUCCUAGCCAGCAUAAAGACCUCUGUAAUAAACCUCAAGGAGUUCGUACAUUCAUAAUUAAUUGCUUCAAAAGCAUUGUCCAUUUCUCGUUUUUGCGUGUUACCUCACUAAGAUGCAAUUCUCCCACCCAGUCCUUCACAGCCGGCGUGGCCGCCAGCCUCUCCACCGCAGCCUCCAAGACUCAUCAAACUUUCUUUGGACGCUCGGAGCCCCACAGACCGGCAGCACAAGCCAUCCAUUUUGCCUGCGGCCUCGGAAACCAAGUCACCACCACCCCGUGCCAAAGAAGAACACCACCAUCUCCAUCCUCUUCUCUGCCUUCCCCUUCCUGCCCUGAAUACUUCCGGUGGAUCCACGAGGACCUCCGUCCCUGGAGCCACACCGGCAUCACUCCCGACAUGGUGGCCGGCGCCCAGAAGUUCGCCCACUUCCGGCUCGUCGUCCUCGACGGCCGGGUUUACAUGGAGAAGUAUCACAGCGCGUUCCAGACCCGAGAUGUGUUCACUCUCUGGGGAAUCCUUCAGCUGCUGAACCGAUACCCCGGCCGCAUUCCCGACCUGGAACUCAUGUUCAACUGCGGCGACAUGCCCGCCGUUCCGUACGCCGACCGCCGGGAUUCUCCUCCGCCGCCGCCGCUCUUCCGCUACUGCAAGGAUGAUUCCACGGCCGACAUCUUGUUCCCGGACUGGUCCUUCUGGGGUUGGCCUGAGACCGAUAUAAAGCCAUGGGAGACGCUGAGAGAGGAGCUAAAAGAAGCGAACCAGAGGAUGAGUUGGAUGAAAAGAGAGCCAUAUGCUUACUGGAAGGGCAAUACGCACGUGUGCAAGACUCGGCGGGAGGUGUUGCGGUGCAACGUGUCGUAUGGCAAGGAAUGGAAUGCUCGGAUAUACCAGCAGGACUGGCGUAGAACGGUAAAGGAAGGGUUUAAGGGAUCAAAUUUAGCCGACCAAUGCACGCAUAGGUAUAAGAUUUUUAUCGAAGGGAGCUCUUGGUCGGUGAGCGAAAAGUAUAUUUUGGCGUGCGACUCGCCGACGCUGUACGUGAAGACUCGGUUCCAUGAUUUCUUCUCGAGGGGGCUGGCUCCUGGACGCCAUUACUGGCCCAUUACAGACAGGGAUAAGUGUAGGUCGAUCAAGUUUGCAGUGGAUUGGGGCAACUCCCAUAAGAAAGAGUUCUACUUUUGCAUUUGA
Elaeis guineensis (African oil palm) is the source of this 1203-nucleotide messenger RNA. Lineage: Eukaryota; Viridiplantae; Streptophyta; Magnoliopsida; Arecales; Arecaceae. The record is from RefSeq and is a predicted model, not a curated record.